ACAUGUAAAUUUAUGUUAUCUUAAGAAACAAGUUAUUUUAAUUUUUGUGGGUAUCGUCUUGCCUAACAUAACGCCUCACUGCUAAUCCGCAGCUGUAUUUGUAUUUAUAGUCGUAUCAGUUCAGAUACUAGUCUGACAAGUUUUAAUCCCACGGGUUUUUCAUGGGCAAAUUUAGUGCAGUGACAAGUACAUUCUUUAUCGGAAAUCCGUAGAGGACAGAUCGUUUACAAAAAUUCAUAGGAGAAGAAUACGGCGGAAAACUGCAGUGCUACUGUUUUUGAGAAUUCACAAUUUAGAUGAGUAUACAUUAUAUAUUUUCUUUAGAUGUCUGCGCUUAUUAUUUUGAUUGAUGAACUUUCUUUUAAUACGGCAUUUGCAUAUAUCCUCUGGAAAGGAAGGGAGACACGUGUUUUGUCGUACAGUGAGCAAGAUAUUAGUUAUUUUGGCAUUAUUCAAUCACUGGCCGGAUCAGUCUGAAGUGAAUUUUAGUUUAAAAAAUAAACAGGCAUAGUGAGCUGACAAACACUCACGGGUAAAACAUUGGCGUGGUCGAGCGUUUUUGGUUGCACGUACAUGUGCUAGAAAAAUGCAGUACGUUAGUUACUAUACAUUAUUCUCAGUCAUAUUUAUUUAUGGACUUAAACCAUAUGUACAAUAUGCAAGUACUCGUUCCGCCCAAGGUGUACUGAGGUUUAUGCAUUUCUAAGGUACAUUGUUUAAAAUACUUGUGAUAUGGAAAUUUUUAUAACAUGAUUUUGUAACGUUUGGGUGAACCAAAGAUUUUUUCUUUGUAGCCUAAUAUAUUUCAAACAAUUUACAAACUAUUACGUCAUUAAAUGAAAGAAAUAUACAAAUGGUUGUUUCUCUACGAAUUGUGAAAUUAAAUCUAAUUACCUUGCUUCAAAUGAUAAAAAGCAUGCUGCAUGUUCUAGUUACAGCCAAACAGAUCCGAUGAGAAAGGGGCGACAUACAAUUUAUUGGUUCUAUGCCAUUUUCAACAGUAUUUCAGUUAUGCAAUGGCGGUCAGAUGGAUAAAGUGAUUGUAGAGACUGCAUAGAGGAAAAUUGGUAUGCAAUAAGGUAAUGUAAGCUUACGCUUUUUUACGUGUCAAGGAAAGAAAUAGGCUAUUUUAACUUGAUUAGCUAUACCAGCAAGAGAGCGUCCCUGUUGGGUUGGUACCAUGACAUGAAACAUUAACAGCUGACAAGAAAGAUACGUGUAUAUUGGAUGUUUUCAUAAUGUAACAUCUUUGUUAGCUGCUGUUUGUUUCGAAAGAAAUGUAAAAUAUAUUUUCAAUUUUAUACAUCAGCAGUGUAACUGGAUCUCAACUCUUGUAAUGUAUAAUAGUAAAUGAUAAGUGAUGCUUAUGAAAAUUAAUAACAGACUGUCACAGUUCUAAGUCGUAAAAAAAUUAAAGCACGAAAACGACAUGAUUAAAUCAAAUAAUUCACGGAUUUAUACAUAAUUAUAUUAUUAAUUUAUUGUAAUGAAUUACAAAGCUCUUUCAGAAUUGUAAAGAAAAAAUGCGGACAUGUUCGAAGUAAGACGCAGUUCUAGCCUGUACGCUUUGAUGCGAAUAAUCCAUUACGUCAACAACUGUAACACCAGCAUUAACACAACAACAGCGGUCAAUCUCUGGUAUAAAGGGCUGCAGAAAACUAAUGUCGUCAACCGGCUAUUCUCCUAAUGACUUUAAACAGUUUAGCUAUAAAAGCGGCGUGACAUGGUUGGGAUCGGCAGCUAUUGGGGCACCUUGUGUUGAAAGGUCCUUUGAGUUCAUUCAGUAACCUUGUCAUAGAAUAAGGCUCAAGGCGGUGAUAAGAGGCGUGAUGGGUGUUGUCCUCUUUAUUAACUCUCAUGAACAGACUCAUUCAAACCAGGCUUUCGAAAGAACACUUGCUAAGUUUGAAGAACCAGGUGUCAAACUAGUUCUGAUAACAGAGGCGUAUUAUGAACUAGCCUUAACGUUCGCACGGGAUUACUUCAUGACAGAGGAACCAUUAAAUAAAGCCCUUGGUAUGCAAUGGUCAGACGAGCUGAAAGAGUUCUGGAUGAAUUCAUUCAAACUAAACCUUUCGUUGAUGUUUUUGAUUGAACAAGACGGAGCACCAAUCGCGCUCCGGACUACCAGAAUAGCUCGCUAUGAUGACAAGCUAAAUAUUAAGGCCGUAAAGGAUGAGCGAAUCAAACUAAUGGUCCAGUUUCUUGUACACGGUGAUAAAGAAGCGAAUUACUUUGAACAUUUCCCUACCAAAGAAGCAUUUCAUUUUCUAGGUCUUGGAGUAGCUCCGAAAUACAAACAAUGUGGCUAUGCUGCGAAGAUUUUCAACGUGGCAGUUGACAUGAUACGUAAUUUUGGGAUCAAUCCAGUGUAUCUCAAAGUCGAGGGUACAUCGAAUUUCUCGAAAAGGGUUUUCGAGAAAGCCGGAUGUGAAAUGCUAUUUGAGCAACGAUUCGAUACAUAGGAGAUUGAUGGAAAGAUUCCAAUUCAGAACACAGGUAUUCACGAAUCAAUGAAAGUGUAUGGAAUGAGAAUUUCCACAUGAUCAUAAGAGCACAAGAAUGAUUGAGUAGUCAGUUCUAAACAAAUACUGAAAGGGGCAGAAAUGACUAACAAUAUAUCUAUUUUAUAUUUACAUUUAUCAGAGUAUUUAACCAGUGUUAAAUCAAAAUCAUAUAUAACAUUAAUUUCAUUCAUCAUUUCGAGUUUUAUUGUAAAACUAUGAAUAGUU
This is a messenger RNA of Mercenaria mercenaria, 2732 nucleotides long. RefSeq lists its product as uncharacterized. The transcript is spliced from 4 exons. Gene Ontology annotation, molecular function: N-acetyltransferase activity. The record is from RefSeq and is a predicted model, not a curated record. NCBI's taxonomy places the organism in Eukaryota, Metazoa, Mollusca, Bivalvia, Venerida, Veneridae. Bases 1830 to 2465 code for a protein of 211 amino acids.